This is a messenger RNA of Drosophila miranda, 1730 nucleotides long. Its product is annotated as paired box pox-neuro protein-like. Lineage: Eukaryota; Metazoa; Arthropoda; Insecta; Diptera; Drosophilidae. The transcript is spliced from 4 exons. The record is from RefSeq and is a predicted model, not a curated record. The coding region runs from base 1 to 1560 and encodes 519 amino acids. Gene Ontology annotation, molecular function: DNA-binding transcription factor activity, RNA polymerase II-specific; RNA polymerase II cis-regulatory region sequence-specific DNA binding. Gene Ontology annotation, biological process: regulation of transcription by RNA polymerase II; anatomical structure development.
AUGAGAUCUGUCCAAGAGAGUUCAACGCAUACAAAGCGUUCAUCCGAAAGAAGUGCCACACCAGAAGAUACGGUUAUUACGGGAGUGGAGUGCGCCGACAGCAGCCUUUACGAUCGUCAAGCUGGUGUCAAUCAAUUGGGCGGCGUCUUUGUCAAUGGACGUCCCCUGCCGGACUGCGUCCGCCGCCGGAUCGUGGAUCUGGCCCUGUGCGGAGUCCGUCCCUGUGAUAUCUCCCGCCAGCUGCUGGUCUCUCAUGGUUGCGUCUCCAAAAUACUGACACGAUUCUACGAGACAGGCUCCAUACGACCGGGUUCCAUUGGUGGCAGCAAGACCAAGCAAGUGGCCACGCCCACUGUCGUAAAGAAAAUCAUCCGGUUGAAGGAGGAGAACAGCGGCAUGUUCGCGUGGGAGAUCCGGGAGCAGCUGCAGCAGCAGCGCGUCUGCGAUCCCAGCUCCGUGCCGUCCAUCAGCUCCAUCAACCGCAUCCUGCGCAACAGCGGCCUCUGGACGGACGAGAUGACCUCCAGCCAGCAGAAUGCGGCGGCUGCCGCUGCAGCGGCGGCGGCCCAUCAGGCGGCAGGCGGAGGCCCAGGCGGACCAGGAGCUGGCUAUGCCACGCCCGCGCAAUUAUACGGGGGACCCAACAACAACAACAACAACAGCCACUCGCACAAGACCCAGACACCGUCGGGAACCAAUGCCCCGCCCUCGGCCACGGCCACGCCCAACGGCGGUCGCUACGCGAAGCCCCCAGCGAUGAUGAUGACAUCCGCCGGAGGGGAGCUGACGCUCAAGCCCGCUCCCAAGCUGCCACCCAGUCAUGGGCAUUCCCACGGACAUGGACAUGGACAUGGACACGGACAUGGACACGGACAUGGACAAAGUAUGAGUGCGAGCGUGUCUGGUGGUCUGGAUCUCAGCUACUCGGCCCUGCACAAGCACUGGCUGUGGAAUCCCUCGCUGCUGUACUACACGCAGGCGCACAUUCAGGCCCAGGCGGCCGCCACGGGGGCCCAGUUCCUGCCCUACGGCGGCGGCCACCUGCCCCACGGCAUGGCUGCGGCUGCAGCAGCAGCAGCGGCUGUCGGAGGCGAAGCGUCCAAUGGCGGGGGAUUCACCAAGUCGGAGAGCUCCAUCGACCUGUCGACGCCUGGGCCCACCGGCGACGCCCUCAGCGACUGUGAUUCGGGCAAGUCCUCGCCGGCCGCCCUCUCUCUGAGCGCGGCCCGGGGACAGCUGCUAGGCCACAGCCACAGCCGAAAAAGGAACCCCUACUCCAUUGAGGAGCUGCUGAAGAAGCCGGAGAAGCGGCUGCGCCUCAGCAGCGAGUCACAGGCGAGUCUCCUCGAGGGGAAGCGGCGGAGCGAGCACCUGGAGUGCCUCUCGUCCAGCUCGUGCGAGAGCAGCCAAGACGGCUCCUCCGAGUAUGUAUUAGUGCAGACGAGUCCUUGCACCCCCAUCCCCCUACCCGUGGACACGGAAGUGGUGCCCGUCGACGAGGAAGACGACCAACAGCAGGAGGAGGAGGAGGAGGACUGCAGCGUGGAGGUCGUCAACUAAGUGCAGGAGGAGAAGAAGGAGAAGGAGGAGCAUCUCUCAAUGUCCCAGUUUUAGCCAUGUAUAUAGAUAGUAUUAGUAGUACUAGCUUUGCCCAGUAUCCCCCCGCCCCCCUCAGUGUCUGUAAUUCUAUAUAAAUAUCUUAUUUAAAUAUAAACGUAUCUGUAUCUGUA